GUUUUACAAGGUUGGCAAACACAUGAUUCUCAUUGGAUCAAAUGUUUUUUUUUUUUUUUUUUUUUUUGAUUCAACAAAUUUGUAAAAUAACUGUCAAAAAAAAAAAUUCAUUCAUCUGCUCCAAAAUUUCUUUUGUGAUUAACCGAGAUCAUUAUUUCGAUAUUUUCCCAAAAAGAAAAUAAUCACUGAAUAAUUAUUAAAUCAAUAAAUAAUUAAUUAAAUUGUCUAUAAAAAAAAAAAAGAAAAGACCGGUAAAUCACCGCAAAAAAAAACCGAAAAUUUAUUAAUUCAAUUAAUUAUUUAUUAACAAUGAAUUUUGCUAAUGACACAAUGUCGUUGUCAUUAAAAAAUUAUGAUCCAACAGUUGAAAGACAUUUCAAAGGACAUAAAAAAACAAUAACAAACAUAACAUUUCAUCCAGAUAAUUUAAAAGUUGCAACAAGUAGUUUAGAUAAUACAUUUAUGGUUUGUAAUUUUAAUAAAACAAUGAGAGCAAAUCGUUUUAUUGGACAUAAAGAAGCUGUUUAUGAUGUUGCAUAUGCACCAUCUGGUGAAGUUGUUGCAACAGCAUCAAAAGAUAGAACAGUAAGAAUUUGGGUACCAACAUUAAAAGGUGAAUCACUUGAUUUUCAAGCUCACAGUUCAACAGUUAGAUCAGUACAAUUUAGUCCAGAUGGCGAAAAGUUAAUCACAGCAUCAGAUGAUAAAAUUGUUAAACUAUGGAAAGUAUGUUUACGAAGAUUUUUAGCAUCUUUUGUUGGUCAUACACAUUGGGUACGUAGUGCAAAAUUUUCACCAGAUGGUAGACUCAUUGUAUCAUGCAGUGAUGAUAAAACUAUCAAGCUAUGGGAAAUUUCUAGUGGUAAAUGUAUCAAAACAUUUCAUGAAUUAAAAGAUCCAGCAAUUGAUGUUGAGUUUCAUCCAACUGGUGCUGCAAUUGGUACAGCAAAUACUGGUGGUUCUGUUAAAAUAUAUGAUUUAAGAAGUGGACUGAUGAAUCAACAUUAUCAUGCACAUACUGGUCCAGUUAAUAAAGCAAAAUUUCAUCCAAAUGGUAAUUUUAUGUUGACUGCAUCUGAUGAUGGAUCAAUGAAGGUUUUGGAUUUACUUGAAGGAAGACCAAUUUAUACACUGAAAGGACAUUGUGGUGCAGUAACUGCUGUUACAUUUUCACCAACUGGUGAAUUUUUUGCAUCUGGUGGUUAUGAUCAACAGCUACUUAUUUGGAAAACAAAUUUUGAUAAUGAUGAUAUUGUUAAAGAUGUUAAACAACGUAAUUUAUAUUCACCUUCUGUUAAAAAUAAAUCAAAUAAAUCAUCACAAGAUACAAAUAAUGAAAAUAAUCAAGAUGAAGAAAAUAAACAAGACAAUCAACAAGAUAUUAAUGAUAAACUUGAGUAUUCACCAGAUUUUGAGGAUUUAAGUGACAACGAGGAGCUGCAAAAUGACGAUGAAAUAUUAACAGAUCAAUGUGAAAAAAUAAAAGAAUUACCUACUUGUCAAAUUGAGGUAAUAAAUACAAGAAAUUCUGAAAAAAGAGAACAAGGAUAUGUUAAUAUUGAAACAGUAUCAACAAUAAAGCUAAAUGAAUCAACAAAUACCAGUCAAACAAGAACAGCUAUUCUUGAAAAAUUAAGUGAACAAGUUGAUUCAAUUAAAGACAUGAUUGUUAUACUUGAAAAAAGAUUAACAACUGUUGAAGAAGAACUUAAAAAUUAAUUAUUCAUUAUGUAUCAUUAAAUUAUUAAUUUUAUUUUCAUUUAUUUAUAAUUUAUUAUUUAAUAUUAACUCAUUUACUCAAAGUAUUUUUCUUCUUCUUGUUUUUGCAUGUAAAAAACUCAGGAUAUUUUAAGUAUUUAAUCACCAAUAAGUUAAUUAAUUUUUUUUUUGUUAUAAAUAAUUAUUUUUUAUACUCAAUAAAUCAUAUUUAUUAAA
This is a messenger RNA of Aphidius gifuensis, 1935 nucleotides long. It is a transcript of the gene Poc1, whose product is annotated as POC1 centriolar protein homolog A-like. Gene Ontology annotation, biological process: cilium assembly. The transcript has 6 exons. Gene Ontology annotation, cellular component: ciliary basal body; centriole. NCBI's taxonomy places the organism in Eukaryota, Metazoa, Arthropoda, Insecta, Hymenoptera, Braconidae. Gene Ontology annotation, molecular function: protein binding. The record is from RefSeq and is a predicted model, not a curated record. Bases 310 to 1719 code for a protein of 469 amino acids.